Clupea harengus (Atlantic herring) is the source of this 942-nucleotide messenger RNA. Its product is annotated as P2X purinoceptor 5-like. NCBI's taxonomy places the organism in Eukaryota, Metazoa, Chordata, Actinopteri, Clupeiformes, Clupeidae. The record is from RefSeq and is a predicted model, not a curated record. Gene Ontology annotation, molecular function: extracellularly ATP-gated monoatomic cation channel activity; purinergic nucleotide receptor activity. Bases 1 to 942 code for a protein of 313 amino acids. The transcript is spliced from 11 exons. Gene Ontology annotation, biological process: calcium ion transmembrane transport; response to ATP. Gene Ontology annotation, cellular component: plasma membrane.
AUGGGGGGUGAUCCCAAACCUGGAUUAGGGGGGGUUUUUGUCAUGAAGGGCUAUCAAGAAGAAGAGGAGUCCAUACAGAGCUCUGUAGUCACCAAAGUGAAGGGAAUUGUACUAAUCAAUUCCAGCGACACAGGACAGAGUUUGUGGGGACCGGAGGACUAUGUGAUUCCACCUCAUGGUCAAGCAAAUUUUUUCAUCACAACCACUGUCACAGAAAUACCCAAUCAGACAUUAGACAACUGUGCAGAAAGCGAUACGGUUCCAGAUGGCCGCUGUAGUGACAAUAAUGGCUGCCCACGUGGAGAGCCAGUUAGAGGUGGUCAUGGAAUAAAGACUGGUCGGUGCUUGAAAAAGGACAGAAAUGACGAAGGGACAUGUGAAAUACGUGGCUGGUGUCCAGGCGAAGAGAGUCAGAAAUCCAAUGUGCUAGAGAAAGCUGAAAACGUUACCAUCUAUAUCAAGAACUUCAUCAGAUUUCCAAGAUUCAGCUUCUCAAAAUCAAACGUCCGUGAGACACAAGACAAGAAUUAUUUACCGACGUGCAACUACGAUGAGUCGGUCCAUCCUUACUGUCCCAUCUUCCGUCUGGGGGAUAUUAUUAACAAAACUGGACACAGGUUUCAGGACAUGGCUCAAGCAGGUGCAGCGAUUGGGAUCCUGAUCAACUGGAACUGCGAUCUGGACACUUUGACAUUCCAGUGCGAUCCCAAAUACAGCUUCAUCCGUCUGGACUUGAACACCACCGUCAACUCUACCACUACCUUCAAUUUCAGAUAUGCCCGCUAUUACAAGAAUGCUACUGGAUAUGACUACAGGACUUUAUUUAAGGUGUAUGGGAUUCGUUUCCAUGUCAUGGUUCAUGGAAAGGCAGGGAAGUUCAGUAUCAUCCCCACCUUUGUUAACUUUGGAUCAGGAAUUGGUCUACUGGGUGCUGCAACAUAA